Molecule: messenger RNA, 504 nt
Organism: Funneliformis mosseae
Lineage: Eukaryota; Fungi; Glomeromycota; Glomeromycetes; Glomerales; Glomeraceae
Source: the annotation of a GenBank genome assembly
AUGUCGACUGGAUCAUCUGAAAAGUAUAAGAAGACGCUUGACCUUGCUAUUAAAGAAGCUGAUGAUGAAGAGUUGCGAAGCAAGAAUUUUAGAAGAUUGGGAAACAUGAAUGCAAUAAAAAAUAGUGUUCAUUGUGGUGUACAUAAUACCAAUCUUAAUCUUUAUAAGGAGAUAAAUACGUUGUCAUUAAGUAAGGAUAGGCUAUCGAUAAAAAAUACGAAAGAUCAUGAGGGAGAAGAUCUGGAGGAAGAAGAUCAGAAAGAAGACUUCGCAUAUUGGAAUAUACUUAAUUUAACUGAGAAUACCCAAAUAAAAUCUCUUUUCUCGAUGAAUAACUGGGAAGAAAUGGUUGAAAGUUUCAAUAAUGAAGUUAAAUUGAAUGAAUCAGAUUUUCUUGAUGUGAUAGAGUAUUUUUUCGAUGAAGUUAGUCAAAUUAUAAAAAAAGAUGAUAAGGAUAUCAAUGCGAUUGAUAGAUUAACCCUAAAAAUUAUUGAAACAAAUUGA